This is a messenger RNA of Paramecium sonneborni, 964 nucleotides long. NCBI's taxonomy places the organism in Eukaryota, Ciliophora, Oligohymenophorea, Peniculida, Parameciidae. The record is from the annotation of a GenBank genome assembly.
AAUAAAAUGAGAAAAUUGAUGGGAGCAAUGUUGUUAGCAAAUUCAUAUAGUAAAAUAAGUAAUUUUGAUAACAUUAUAAUUGAUUCAUACAAAGGAUGUCAUAUGUAAAUAAGAAAAUUAUAAAAGAAAGAGUGAUUUAAAUAAAUAUAUCAAAGACAGAGGAUUAUUUAAAUAAGAUUUAUAAGAAUUGAUAGGAAUAAGUAAAUGUAAUAAGAAUACUUCAAUUUGGAUUGAACUUUAGAAAGAAUAAUUGGGUUUAGCAUAAGUAAAUAGAUGAAAUAUAUUAUAUAAAAAUAGACAUUAAUAGAGGAAGGAUUUAAGAUGCAUAGAGUAGCAGGAGAUAUAUUAUAAUUUUCAAAAUGGUUGGGUGAUGGUGAAAGUAGAUUACCUAGUUAAGCUACACAUUAUGUUGGAGUAGGUGGGAUAGUAGUAAAAGAUAAUAAUGUUUUACUUGUAUAAGAGAAGAAUGGAUAAAGAAGAGGAGCUUGGGGUACACCAGGAGGAUUAGUAGAUUAAAAAGAAUCAAUAAUUGAAGCAGUAAUAAGAGAAGUAAAAGAAGAAACUAAUUUAGAUGUAUAAAUAUUAUAAAUUUUAUAUUUUUAGUGUAAAGUAGAAGACGUUUUAUAUUUUAGAGAAAUGCAUGAUGCAAGAUUCGGUAAAACUGAUUUAUAUUUUGCAUUUAAAUUAUAAUGUUUAGAUGAAGCAUAAAUAAAAAUAUGUGAAUAAGAAUUAAUGGAUUAUAGAUGGGUACCUAUUGAUUAGAUAUUAGAUGUAUAUAUAUUUUAUUAUAUAUCAUUAGUUUUUGAAAAAAGAGAAUCAAAAAACACAUGUUAUAAAUUUCUAUAAAUCAGUUUAAGAGAGACUUGUAGGACAACAAUAUAAAUAUAUCAAAAUUGAAGAAAGUUAAGAACUCUAUUAUGGAUAAAUGAAAUAUUAUGCUAUUUUUAAACCUAGAUUUUGAUUU